GAGCUUCACUACUGGUACUUUCCAGUUACGGUAUUUUCUCUAUGGAAUUUUCUACCACGGAAAUUUUUGUAUUUUCUGCACUUAUUUCCGCUGUUGAUCCGGUGGCAGUAAUCGCAGUCUUUGAAGAAAUCAAUGUGAAUGAGUUCAUUUUUGUGAACGUAUUCGGCGAAGCACUAUUCAACGACGGUGUGACUGUGGUGCUCUACCAAAUGUUCAAAAGCUUCACAUUAAUCGGUGCUGAGAAUCUCGAACCCAUUGACUAUGCAGCCGGUGUAUUGUCAUUCUUACUGGUGGCUUGUGGUGGUGCAGUCAUUGGUCUCAUUGCAGCGUUCAUCGUCAGUUUCAUUACAAAAUAUACGAAUCAGGUUCGAAUACUUGCACCAGUAUUUAUUUUCGUCAUUCCUUAUAUGGCAUACCUUACAGCUGAAAUUACUUCUCUAUCUUCAAUUAUUGCAAUCGCUGUGUGUGGAAUGGCAAUGAAACAGUACGUGAAAGGAAAUAUCACCACGACAGCAGCGAAUGCCGUAAAAUACUUUGUAAAAAUGUUGGCUCAAUCGUCUGAGACGGUGAUUUUCAUGUUUUUGGGACUUUCAACAAUGUCGUCCAAUCACUACUGGGACACGGCGUUUGUCGUUGCCACAGUUGGAUUUUGCCUUCUCUACCGGACAAUCGGUGUAUUAGCCCAAUGCUUCUUCCUUAACAAAUUCCGUCACAAGAAGUUCACAAAGAUUGAUCAACUCAUCCUAUCAUACGGAGGCCUUCGAGGUGCAAUCGCAUUCGGUUUGGCCAUGUCCAUUCCGGCAACGAUUAUGGCAAGGCAGAUGUUUAUCACCACAACCAUAGUUGUGAUUUUCUUCACGGUGUUCCUCCAGUAUUUGGACUACAUGAUGUCAGGUGUGGAGGAUAUUGCCGGCCAACAAGGUCACUAUUCACUUCGCGAUAAUUUUGAACGUUUCAAUGCAAAAGUUCUUCGACCGAUUCUGAUGAGAAACGAGAAAAAGAAGAAUUUCGAUGCAUCGUCUAUCGUUCGAGCCUAUCAAAAGAUCACACUCGAAGAUGCGAUGAAUCUCACAAAAAUGCAAAAAGCAGAGCAUAAGAGGAUCUCGGCCCUUCGAGAGUAUGCCAUUAGGCAAGAACUACGAUUUGGUGAUGGUACAUAUGUUAAUAAGGGCUAUGAAAAAGAUCUGUCAGUUAACGACAUGACCGUAACUCCACAGCAAAAGCAACUCGACAAGGUCCUCGCCAGUGGUGAAAAUGUGGAUGGCCUGUAUGCGCUAUUCAGCGAGUUGCUGGAUAGAAAACUCAAGGAGUUGAACACCACCAGAGGACAGGUGAAAGUGAAUAACGAGGAAGAAGGAGAAGAUAUCCAAGACGAUUACAUGCGACAAAUGGCUACCAGUAGCAAUGCCGUAAGUUCAUUGACUAGCCAUAACCAACUAAAUCUUACCAUAUCCUGA
Haemonchus placei is the source of this 1457-nucleotide messenger RNA. NCBI's taxonomy places the organism in Eukaryota, Metazoa, Nematoda, Chromadorea, Rhabditida, Trichostrongylidae. The record is from the annotation of a GenBank genome assembly.